AUGUCGGUCACAUUAAAGACAACUCACGGGGACCUCAAGGCGGAGCUCUUCUGCCAGCAGACGCCUAGGACCUGCAAAAACUUUUUGGCGCUCUGUGCCUCUAACGCGUACGACGGUUGCAUCUUUACAAGAAACAUAAAGGGCUUCGCGGUGCAGACAGGUGACCCCACAAACACCGGGAAAGGAGGCGAGUCCAUUUACGGCGGUUUUUUUGAAGACGAAUUCGUCUCCUCUCUCAAGCAUGACCGCCGAGGCGUGCUGUCCAUGGCCAACCAGGGGGCUCCCAACACUAAUGGCUCACAGUUUUUCAUCACGUAUUCACGGCAGCCACACUUGAACGGGGUAUAUACGGUGUUUGGAAGACUGAUUGACGGCAUGGACACCUUGGAUAAGAUAGAGAAAGAACCCGUGGGAAAGAAAAAUCGUCCUAUCAACGAAAUAAAGAUUCUCAGUGUCGUCAUACACGCAAAUCCAAUCGCAGACGCUGAACAGCUGUAG
Cyclospora cayetanensis is the source of this 498-nucleotide messenger RNA. Its product is annotated as peptidyl-prolyl cis-trans isomerase-like 3. Gene Ontology annotation, biological process: protein peptidyl-prolyl isomerization. Gene Ontology annotation, cellular component: catalytic step 2 spliceosome. The record is from RefSeq and is a predicted model, not a curated record. Lineage: Eukaryota; Apicomplexa; Conoidasida; Eucoccidiorida; Eimeriidae. Gene Ontology annotation, molecular function: peptidyl-prolyl cis-trans isomerase activity. Bases 1 to 498 code for a protein of 165 amino acids. The transcript has 4 exons.